Messenger RNA from Gongylonema pulchrum, 741 nucleotides. The record is from the annotation of a GenBank genome assembly. Lineage: Eukaryota; Metazoa; Nematoda; Chromadorea; Rhabditida; Gongylonematidae.
AUGGGGCGUCAUUUUUGGGUUUAUUUCAUUUUGUUUGGCCUGCUGUCAACGGGUUUUGGACGUGACACAGGUGAUGACGUUGAUAUCGAUGAAAACGAAGAUGACAACGUUCAGGAAGAAGAGGAAAAGAAAACAAAGCUUGAAUAUGUGCCUCCUCCAUUUGUGACGCCAACUGUUGCUGGUAAACCGUUAUUGGUGGAUUGGUUCUCUGAUCGCGGUGCCAUUGGCAAGAAGUGGAUUGCAUCAAAGGGCAAAAAAGACGAUGUGGAAGAUUCAAUUGCCAAAUACAACGGUGAAUGGGAGAUUGGUGCACCAGAAAGAGUUAUUAUCGAUGGAGACUUGGCACUGAUUGUGAAGACGAGAGCGCGCCAUCAUGCAAUUGCCACAAAAUUCACCCGACCAUUUAAAUUCGAUAGCAAGCCGUUGGUUGUACAGUACGAGGUGAAAUACGAAGAUGGGCAAGAGUGUGGCGGAGGUUAUGUGAAAUUGUUAACAGAGGGGGCUGAGAAAAAAUUGGAUGAAUUUACCGACAAAACUCCGUACACAAUCAUGUUUGGUCCCGACAAAUGUGGGGCUACGUCCAAAGUGCACUUCAUCGUCCGCUUCCGGAAUCCAAAAAAUGGCACCAUAUCUGAACAUCAUGCUAAGCAGCCCUCGAAAUCGGUUUCAACAUAUUUUGAUGAUCACAGGACGCAUCUGUACACAUUGAUUGUACGGCAUGAUGAAACAUUCACUGUAUUG